Messenger RNA from Callorhinus ursinus (northern fur seal), 4562 nucleotides. RefSeq names its product ectonucleotide pyrophosphatase/phosphodiesterase 6 (gene ENPP6). Lineage: Eukaryota; Metazoa; Chordata; Mammalia; Carnivora; Otariidae. Gene Ontology annotation, cellular component: plasma membrane. Gene Ontology annotation, molecular function: glycerophosphodiester phosphodiesterase activity. Gene Ontology annotation, biological process: lipid metabolic process; choline metabolic process. The record is from RefSeq and is a predicted model, not a curated record.
CCUGGCAGUAUGGCAGUGAAGCUCAGGGCCCUCCUGCUGGUGCUCGCGCUCGGCCUGGCGCAGCCAGCCGCUGCCGGCCGGAAGCUUCUGGUGUUUCUGCUGGAUGGUUUUCGCUCAGACUACAUCAGUGAUGAGGCCCUGGAGUCCUUGCCUGGUUUCAAAGAGAUCGUGAGCCGGGGAGUAAAAGUGGAUUACUUGACCCCCGACUUCCCCAGUCUCUCUUACCCCAAUUACUACACCCUAAUGACUGGCCGCCACUGUGAGGUCCAUCAGAUGAUUGGGAACUACAUGUGGGACCCCACCACCAACAAGUCAUUUGACAUUGGUGUCAACAAAGACAGCCUGAUGCCUCUCUGGUGGAAUGGAUCGGAACCUCUGUGGGUCACUCUGACCAAGGCCAAAAGGAAGGUCUACAUGUACUACUGGCCAGGCUGUGAGGUUGAGAUUCUUGGGGUCAGACCUACUUACUGCCUAGAAUAUAAAAACGUCCCAACGGAUAUCAAUUUUGCCAAUGCAGUCAGCGAUGCUCUUGACUCCCUCAAGAGUGGCCGGGCGGACCUGGCCGCCAUAUACUAUGAGCGCAUCGAUGUGGAAGGCCACCACUAUGGCCCCUCGUCGCCUCAGCGGAAAGACGCCCUGAAAGCCGUGGACACCGUCCUGAAGUACAUGACCAAGUGGAUCCAGGAGCGGGAGCUGCAGGACCACCUCAAUGUCAUCAUCUUCUCAGAUCAUGGAAUGACUGACAUUUUCUGGAUGGACAAAGUGAUCGAGCUGAAUAAGUACAUCAGCCUGAACGACCUGGAGCAAGUGAAGGACCGAGGACCCGUCGUGAGCCUCUGGCCAGCCCCUGGGAAACACUCUGAGAUAUAUAACAAACUGAGAACAGUGGAACACAUGACUAUCUACGAGAAAGAAGCCAUACCAAGCAGGUUCUAUUACAAGAAAGGGAAAUUUGUCUCUCCUUUGACCCUUGUGGCUGAUGAAGGAUGGUUCAUAACUGAGAAUCGAGAGACACUUCCUUUUUGGAUGAACAGCACUGGCAAGAGGGAAGGUUGGCAGCACGGUUGGCACGGCUAUGACAACGAGCUCAUGGACAUGAGGGGCAUCUUCCUGGCCUUUGGACCCGAUUUCAAAUCCAACUUCAGAGCUGCUCCAAUCAGGUCUGUGGAUGUCUACAAUGUCAUGUGCAACGUGGCAGGCAUCGCUCCCCUGCCCAACAACGGCUCCUGGUCCAGGGUGAUGUGUAUGCUGAAGGACCAGGACAGCUCGGCUCUGUCCGUCCGACCGAGCAGCUGUGUUCUGGUCUUGAUUCUCCUCCUACUGUUUGCAUAGAUGCUGCUAUUGUUGUCCCCAAACACUCAGCCAAGUGUGCCUCCAUGGUGGGAUGGUUUUCAUUUUCUAUUCGAAUAAUAGCUUCAUUAACACAAUCAAGGCCACAAAAAUUGUAAAUAUACUAUCCUUGGGUGAUUCCACACAGAAAAAAAAAAAACAUUUUAAAUUUCUUUAAAAAAAUUUUUUAAACUUCUUUAAAACAAAACAAAACACCAAAAACCCCAAGCUUUAUUUCUUCUGGAGGUAAGGAAAACCCUAGCUUUUCAUUGGUUCAACUAUAUGUCAUUUUCUGCAUUGUUUUCAUGCAGUUACUCAGAUGAACUGUCUGAGUACGAGCCCACCCCUGGGGCAAACAGACUUUGAGUGGAUAUUGCAUGGAGUCUUGGGCCCAUCUGUGUCCUGCCUUGCGCAAAGCAGGCCCUUGUCUGUGUCCGGUCCACAGCCAGGAGCCAUCCCUGGGGUUUAUGGCCACAAUCCGGUACUGUUCCCUCCAGCCCAGAAAAAAGAAGUCCACAUAAAAGCAACAGCGGUCUUCUGUUUUGGGUCCGGCUCAUGGAGUCUUUUUAAUUUUAUACCAAGCCCCAGAAAGAUCAUAUCUUGGCUCACCAAUCAAAAGUACCAAGGAUUGAAGAACUCACAGAACAAGGUGGAAGAUGUGGGUGCCCUCCCAAACUCGUGAGUGCACAAAAAUGUCUCCCUUGCCUUGAGGAGCAGAAAGGCUUGCAGCAGACCCAGGCUUCUGGUGAGACUUAGCACAGUCUGUCACAACAUGGAAGCUUGCACAUGGUGGGCCCUAUAUGUGUGGGUGGACUAAUGGUUUUCUCGCCACGCUUUGGAUCCCCAGAUAGAGUAUAGGCUAUAGCAAUACCUGACAUACCAUUACAGGCUGAUACAUCUUGCUGAUGACUUGUGGACAUGUUUGCAGAAAUCUCAGUUCACUGCUUGGAAUGGUAGCACAUUAAGUUCUAUGCACCAGUAGUCUUGGAGCAAGGCUUGUGGAAUAACACCAGCAGAGUGUAUCCUGAGGGACCCAGAAGCCCAAGGAAAAUGGUGGGGGUGGGGGUGGGGUGGGGAAUGGAGAGAACAUGAUGGAACUGAAUCCCAAACCAAUUAGCCAUUUGAUUAGGAAACAGUUUGGUCAAAGUGCCACCUCAGGGACCUAAGUUGUUUGGAAGCCCCUACGAAGAGCCACUGAGCCUGAGUUGAAAUGUUUUCAGUUUAGUCAUCUAGAUUUGCUGUAGGAAAUCUUGUUGUGAAACAAAACAUAACUGCAUGUGUAGAUGAUCAGAGUCACAUAGACAUAUCAUUGCGUUAACUGAGUUUGCACUGAAUGGGGCACAUCUGCAAAAGAGACUUUCUGUCAGGAAGAGAUAGCACAUCAGGUCUCCUCAGGAUGAUGAAGCCCUUUUAGAGCGUUUGCCUUGAGAAAUGAGCAUCAACACUCACCCUGAUUCAAGAGGGUUGGGAGCAUCUCUGAGCCUUGAAUCAUGAGAGCAAAAGAUCACCACUUAAAAAAUACCUAUACCAAAUCUGUCAUCACAAAAGAUUUCUAGGGAUUCAUGUAAUGUAUUUUAAAAGUGCCAGCAAGCCAUCAGAUCAAUUAGGAAGAAGGCAAAUCGGCCUUUGCUAUUUGGCUGAAAGCAAACGGGUGCUCUCAGAACAUUGGGCAGUGGCUGUUGAAAUAAGCAUCCAUUGUUCAAACUGUCCUUAGUCCGGAAAGGACAGUGUUAUAAUGAAUUCAAUGGAGCUCACCUUCUCCCCUUGUGAAGGAAGGAUCACUAAAGAUAUCCAAGUGAUUCAGUUGAAAGAGGAUCAUCCAAAUCAAGAGAGUACAAACAUGCACACAGUCUUACAUUUGUCUUUCCUGCUCUGUUCUACUCAUCCUUAAAAACUUCAAGUUACAUAAAAAAAAAAAAAUCUCAGCUAUUUGUCUGACAGAGUGUAGCUAAUAAAUAAUCUUAAAUAGAUGAAUGAGAGUAAGAUACUUUUGGAAUCAUGAAUAUUGGUAAAUCAUAAAGAAAAUUCAGGCCCUAAAUGGAGAAAACACUUUUUCCUAAAAUAAUGCAUGCAUUUUAGUGGCUUAAUUAUUUAGCUAGAAUUUUUUUCCCUUUGAUUUUUAUUUUAAAGUUACUUUAUUUUCCCCAGGAAGUUUUUCUCUAAAUGUGUUCUGUUCCUUUGGAGUAAAAUCUCGUACAUAUAGACACCUUUUCUCCUGGAUUACGUUGCUACUUCACUACUAAUUCCAGGGGAAAGAUAAUUGGAUUGACCUGCAAAUACUGAAGAUAAACCAAAGGAAUGAUCCUUACAUUAAAGAUGAGAUGAACGGCUGCUUUCCCCGCCCAAUGUCUAAUCUCCAGGGCCCAAUUCAAUUAAGUUCUGAAGACCUAAGCAUAAAUUAGAACAGACCCAGGGACUUCUUUCUAGCCUCGAGGAAUCCUGAUUAUAGAGCCCCAACUCUUUCUACUUUUAAAGAGAACUUGGAAAUCCACAUCGAUCUGAGUUCAGUCACUGAUGGCCAUUUGCAAACUUCCUGGGAUUGUAAGCAUCAUCUGGCCUGCUUCCGGAGAUGUAGGUUUGGAGGAUCUGGGUGGGACCUCAGACAGCACUUGCAGGUUUGGGUUUGCUCUAUGAAGAGAAAGGUUCUGGUUAGAGCUUGGUAGACCUGGGUCUGCUGACAGCAAUUUCAUAAUCCUCCAGUUUCUCCAGAGGCCAUCGGACUGGUAUCGACUACCGGUCCCAGCUGGGUCAAGCUUCCAGCCCUCUCUAAGCCAAAGCAGAUCCGCAAGCCCCAGAGAGGGAGAGGGGCACCCAGAGGGGCAAACUUUGCUUCUCCACACUCUGUUCCCGUGAGUCUAGGGUUCCCAAGAGCACUAUCACACAAACUCAUUGUUGAAGACAUAGGCCUAUUUUAUGGAUUUUUCUAAAAAAAAAAAAGUGUUUUUUGCAUUUCUGUAAAUAUCAAAAGACUUCCAAAUGUGAUUGUGUGUUUAAUCUUAAACAAUUUUUGAUAGACCAAAGUCAGCUCUUGUAAACUACUUGCUCGAAGGAAGGGAGGUGGUAGUCUUGGCAGACUGGUUCUAAAACAUGUGAAACUUGGUCUCAGGUGUAUGCUAUGAAAAAUGGACUUGUGUGUGUUGCUUGGAAAUCAUAAAACAGCACCAAGUACAGUGCCUCAAAUGUUUAAUAAUGUUCCAUAAAUAUGUGUUGAAUAAAAAAAUAAAUCUCAUAAA